AUGAGGAAUCGCUCAGUGGUGACUGAGUUUGUCCUGCUGGGCAUCCCAMACACAGAGGRCCUGGAGACCAUGCUYUUUGUCCUGUUUUUGUCCUUUUAYRUCUUCACCCUCAUGGGGAACCUGCUAAUCUUGCUKGCAAUUAUYUCCUCYACUCGGCUUCAYAMCCCCAUGUACUUCUUCCUGUGCAAGCUAUCUAUUUUUGACAUAUUUUUCCCUUCUGUGAGUUCUCCCAAGAUGCUGUUCUACCUGUCAGGGAACAGCAGAGCCAUCUCCUAUGGGGGCUGUGUAUCCCAGCUCUUCUUCUACCAUUUUCUGGGCUGCACUGAGUGUUUUCUGUACACAGUGAUGGCCUACGACCGCUUUGUUGCCAUAUGUUUCCCUCUACGCUACACCAUAAUCAUGAGCCACAGAGUGUGCGCCAUCUUGGCUGCAGGGACCUCAUUUUUUGGCUGCAUUCAGGCCACCUUUCUGACCACUCUCACCUUCCAGCUGCCCUACUGUGGUCCCAAUGAGGUGGACUACUACUUCUGUGACAUCCCAGUGAUGCUGAAGCUGGCUUGUGCGGACACCUCAGCUCUGGAGAUGGUGGGGUUCAUCAGUGUUGGCCUCAUGCCCCUCAGUUGCUUCCUCCUCAUCCUCACCUCCUACAGCUGCAUUGUCUGCUCCAUCUUGCAGAUCCGCUCUGCAGAGGGCCGACGCCGUGCCUUCUCCACCUGCAGUGCCCACCUCACGGCCAUCCUGCUUUUCUACAUGCCAGUGGUCCUCAUCUAUCUAAGGCCAACCCCAAGCCCCUGGCUGGAUGCAACUGUUCAGGUCCUGAAUAACUUGGUCACUCCCAUGCUAAACCCUUUGAUCUAUAGUCUGAGAAACAAGGAGGUGAAAUCAUCCCUGAGGAAGGCCCUCCACCUGAUUGGCUUCCUUCCUGAAUAA
This is a messenger RNA of Urocitellus parryii (Arctic ground squirrel), 930 nucleotides long. RefSeq names its product olfactory receptor 10D1B. The record is from RefSeq and is a predicted model, not a curated record. Lineage: Eukaryota; Metazoa; Chordata; Mammalia; Rodentia; Sciuridae. Gene Ontology annotation, cellular component: membrane. Gene Ontology annotation, molecular function: olfactory receptor activity; G protein-coupled receptor activity. Gene Ontology annotation, biological process: G protein-coupled receptor signaling pathway.